Molecule: messenger RNA, 13345 nt
Organism: Portunus trituberculatus (swimming crab)
Lineage: Eukaryota; Metazoa; Arthropoda; Malacostraca; Decapoda; Portunidae
Product: mucin-17-like
Exons: 9
Coding region: 44-10564 (3506 amino acids)
Source: RefSeq, a predicted model, not a curated record
GCGAGCGUCAGCCAAUGGGCGGCGCGGGGCUGUAGGGGAGAAGAUGGCUGCCUCGGAGGAGGAGUCAGGUCAAAGUGAUAGUAAAAAUGAUGAUUCUGCUACACAUGAGACUAGCAAGCAAUUUUCUACCAUUCACCAACAGGAGAUCGAAAACCAACUCAGUCGGCCAGGUUUGAGCUAUGAGAACAGAGUUAGUGCUGUUCUGUCAGGCUGGGAGCACCUAGCAGGAACUGUUGAAGGAGAUGUUGGCCAGUUGCAGCCCCUUGCAACAUUUCUUUAUAGAUGGAGUUUACGUUUAAUUCUUCAAGGAGAAUGGCCUGGUCUUGCCCAAAUUGUGAAAACACGGCUUGGUGUGACAUUGCAAAGGUGUUCCAGAGUGGCUGUGCUUCAGCCUCUGUGUCGCACUCUUCUUCCCCUUGUGUCCGACCCCUGGGGUCAAACAACAAAGACAAUAUUUUCGGAUUCUGAAGUUCAAGAUGAAGAAGCUAUAAAAUACAUCUCCAAUGAAAGUUGGGAGGUUGUGCGAGUGCGUGUGGACACAAUGGUUGAAUCAAGAUGUGAGGAACUUGCCUUCAGAGUUCUCAAAGUGUGCAUAAGAUGCAUACGAUUGAGAUCAGAAGGCAUGGGUGUCCCACUAUACACAGAUGAAGAUCAUAACCACUUCGUUGAUCUCUACUUUGUAUUACUGUACAAAUUUCAGCGCAAAGCCUUUUUAGAAGAAGUGAAGGCACUGGAUGUACACGAAGGAGUUAAUCUUGUUCAGCGGUUGGUGACUAAGCAAGACAAAGCAAAAGUUUGGAAGCAUCGACUAAAGAUUGCUGAUCUUGCCAUUCAAAUAUUUUUAGCCACAUCAAUUGUUAAGAAGUACAGUCAUGAUUUCUGGGCUGUGUUUCUCGAGUGGUGUGGUGUCCAAGAAGCUGCUGCAGUUGCUGAUGAUGUACUAAUUCAAAUGAUCCACAAAUAUAUGCAGCUGUGUGAAGCCUCACAGCACAUAUACUCUAUGGGUUCCAUCCUUCACAAGAAGUUUGGAAAUCGCUUGGCUUCACUUGUGACUGAGCUGUUGAUUCGUGCCCUCACAAUGGACAUGAACAGCUUAGAAGCCCUAAAACUGAAACAAACUGAAGGAUCUCAGAAAGAAGAGCAAGUGCAAUUGGAGCGACAGAUGGCGGAUGGAUUCAUGGAUCUGGCCACAGUUUUCACCCAUCACAAAAGUGUGGCAAGGGAGUGUGUCCUCACUGCAUUUAGCCUUCACCCAACCACUGAACGCCUGGUUUUACUCAGCAGUUUUGCUGGCAGCUCUCCGUCAUCUGAUAUUUCCCAUGUUCUUGAACAACCACACUCAUUUUCAAAACACUCGACACCACAUCCAAUCUCUCCUCUGCCACAAUCCUCCUUUUCUACUAAUCAGUCCUCUCCUACUUUCAUUCCAGCACCUUCAUCACUUGUCCCACAUUCAUCUGAUAUGUCUCAACCACCUAGCUUGUAUCAACCAGGAUCUCCUCCCCAAUUUUCCUCAUCUCCAAGUAUUCCACACUUAUCCCCCUCUCAUGCUCCCCCAGCUUCUCAUCCAGUACCAUCCUCCCCACUCACUACUGUUCCCACAUCUUAUAGCAUAUCCUCUCCUGCCCCACAUUUUCCAUCUGCCACUUUGCGUCCUGAAGCCUCCAGUGAUGGUACAGAAAUGGAACUGUCUACCACGUGCCUGCAGUCCACUUCAACUUCUGACAUACAAACAGGCUCCUUCAACACAUCAGAGGGCACUGGUGUUGUACAAACUACACAGUCCACCACUUGCCUUCAAUCAUCUUCAAGUGAUUUUCAUACAACACCAUGCUCUCAAGAUGACUCACAAAUUCCUGAUUUGUCCACAUUGGAAAACUCUGCAGUCAGUGACCCAGUCCACAAUAGUCUUAAUUACGUUGGUGUUCAAAAUAGUGUUAAUGUUGAUAACAUGGAAGUGACUAGUUCCAGUGAAGUACAAGUGAGUCAAAAUGAUUUACAAACUGAUGAGCUUAACAUUAAAGGCCUUGUGUCUCCAGUGAGUGAUCAGAGAGGUCUAUCAUGUGAAGACCAUUGUCGAACAGACAUCAUGAUAGACACAGGACAACCUUACCCAAAUAUGUCAUCUGUUGUUGAUUCUGAAGAGUCACAGAUGAUCAUUGAAAAUAGUGCUCAAAAUAAGAUGGAAGAUCUCUCAUUGUCACAAACCAAAGAUAUAAGUACUAAUGAUAAGGAAUUGGAUAGUAUAUCCCAUGGAGAAUCCAGAAUGAAAGAUGAUGUAGAUUCUAUGGAUAAGUUCUACAAAAGUACAGAAAACUUUAUCGAACAGUUAAGUCAAGAGCCGCCCAGUAAAUCUAAAUUGACAAAUCUUUCUCCAGGGCAUCAGAAUUAUGAUGUGUUGACCCAACCUAACCAAGUCCUUGAUGCAGAACAGUUAGGUAUUACUAAAGAACUCUGUGAUGACCUAGCAGUUGUGCUCAGCAGUCCACGGUGGCAAGUGUUAUCAUGGGUGUUGGACUGGGGUGAGCUCUCAAAAAUUUGUGGGCAGUACAUCAAGGAUGCUGACAGUGCUAAGAACAUGACCAAGGAACUGAAGUAUCUCAAUAUUGAUUAUAGUCAGUUUCAAAACAUGCCAUCUGCAGAAAUUACAGAGUUCACUGGCAUUGAAAAGGGAUAUGAACACUUUAUUGAGCAUGAAUCUGAAAAUGAAGUCUCAGAUGAUGAGAGCAGUGCACAUCCUAAGGGAGGUCACAUCUCUCCAAUUGUCGAGUUGGCCAACACUGAUACAGCAAAGAUAACAAAAAGAGGAAGAGGACGACCAAAGAAAAUAUCACAAAUUAGUAGACCUUAUGACUCAGACUCAGAUCUUGAUGCUGUUGAACAGUUGAAGGGAUCUUCCUGUUACAUGAUUUCAAUGUCUGAAUCAGAAGAGUCUGAUAUAGACAAUAAAAAUAAGACAUACUUACACAUUGACUCUGAGCGAAGCGGGGUCAUAGAAGGCAAGAGAGUAACAGCUGUGAGCAAUCAAGACCGAAGUAAGCGUAUCAGGAUUGAUGCUGAGACGGGCAAACUACGAAAAGAUAGGAGCUUACUGAAUAGCUUGCGACUCUUUAGACACCAAAAAUAUGGAGGUGAUCUUAUAUAUGACUCUGAAUUUGAAGGGUUACAGCGCUCUGCUGAAAAUUUUGCACCUCCUCUCAGUUCGUUGAAUCUUAAUCCACGUGUUGUUUUAACAGAAAGGGAUAAAUCAGCUGUAGAUCAGCAGCUUCAGAGGUCAAUGACAACAGCUAUGGCAGGGAAAAGAGUUGCUUCUGGGAAAGCAACUCAGUCUAGUCAGUCACGUGAAUCUUGGAGAUAUGCAGGAUCCUUUGUGGCACCCAAUCCCACCAGUGCUGCUCGUCCAACCACUUCAGUCCCUCUCCCGCGCUCACCUUCAGUCCAAUGUUAUGUUCGUCACAAAGAUGGCAAAGUGCGCUUUGCUUCCUUCAAUAGAUCCAUUCUAGCUGGCAGUCGUCCCCCUAACCCAGGUCAAAAUAACUAUUUGAAGCUGCUGAAAAGACCAACAUCAGGUUAUGAUGAUUCCUAUGCAAAAUUUUUGCUGCAGCAAAACCCCAGUCUCAAAGGUAAAGGGCCAGAAGAUGCAACCAGAAAGAGUAUGACACUUGAUGCCAGCCUAGAUUAUCUUAAAAAACAAGGUACAACAGUCACUUAUAGAAGAAAAACAGGAUCUGCCUUAGCUUUAGCAAAUGCUCAGAAGACUGUCUUAAACAGAAUAAUGUCCCCAGAAAAUGCUAUAUCAGCCAUAAGUAGUCGAACUGCAAUUGCAAUGCCUGUCAGUAACAAUCCUCCGAACUUACCUCCAUCAGACAAGACAAGUCCUGCUAACCUUAGUCGGGUCUUACCCAAAGGUACUACGGUUGUGAGAAAACCCAAAUCAGAUGGAGCUGGACCCAGCGGCCUCAGCAAUAACAGUGGAUCAGGUAGCAGUUCUGGUACCCGAACUGUGGUCUCCAGACCAGCAAGUUUUCCGACUGUAGUUGCUCGUCCCAACACAACAGUCUCAUCAGUCGUUCGUUCAGGAAGCUCCAUCAUGGCUGUCAGAACAAAUGCAUCAACUAUCCGAACAACUUAUUCCCGUAGUGUGGUGGUUACUGGCAGCCUGGGAACACAAGAGGCAGCUACUAACAGGAGUACAUCACCUCCAUUAACUGACAGUUCUCCGUCUACACCAGGAGGUGUCCCUUCUGGGUCAGGAUCCUCUUCCUCUUCAACGCCGACCCCUUUAGUCUCAGCCACGGUGGUAGGUAGUGUCCUCACAACUGUUCCAAGCAGUUCCCCCAUGGGGACACAAAGUGGAAAUACUGGCAAGCAGCAGCAACAGCAACAGCAACUACUGCAGCAAUCCUGGGAUGUUGUUCAAAAUGAAGGUGUGUGUUUAAGUGGUGUUGAGAGCAAUACCACCAUCACCCAAAUGAGCAGCACCACCAGAGGAGCCACCACUUGUACCACCACCGUGGCUAGCCCUCCGGGGGACACCAGGGCAGCUAGUAUGUUAGAGACUUUACUCAGAGACAGACCAGUUCCUCCCAGCCCUCUCCAUACCCAGUCCACCACAGCUAUCACCACCAUUACUGCUGCUCUACCUAGUACCAUAACAUCCAUAGUAGGUAGCAGUAGUGUUCCUAUGGCAGUUACUGGGGAGAGCCAGGUAACAAAUGCUGUGGUGGGUGCCUUGAGCAGUACUGGCAACAAUACUGGCAAUGUAGUCAUUGCAAGUGGAUCAAAUGCCAACAGUGGUGUGAUCAUGGCGAGUGGUGUUGUUGGAGCUCCCACAGGAGGAGGUGUUGUAGUCGCCAGCAGUGGAAUUGUCAGCAGUAGUGGUGUUGGAGUAAACAGUAGUGUUGGUGAGGGUGGCUCUGGAGCAGUGCAGCAGGUGCUUUUACCUGGCCAAAUUGUUCAAGUUCACACUAGUGAUGGUACAACAGGUAUCGGAAUUGUGCAAUCUUCCUCAUUAGAUUUAAGAUUACCAGCUGGAACAAGAGUGAUAAAACCUGGUGGCGGAACAAUACGAACCACAGCUGCACAGCAACAACAAGUGACUGGAGUCAUAAACCAAACUGGUAGUCGCCAGGUCAAUGUGUUGCACAAUGUAAAAAUUCUACAGAAUGUGCAAAACAGACAGAUAGUCCGCACUGUGGUUGUACCACAUCCUGUUGCCCUCCAGGGUCUAAAUACUCCAUCAGGUCAGUUGAAGCCUCAAGUAGUUUCUCUAAGCCAAGGAACCUGCACAUCUGUGUCAACAGCAGGAGAGGGUGGAGUGAUACAGCCCCAAGUUCCUUCUACUACAGUGAGGGCUAAAAUUCCACCUACCACUAUUGUCCAGAAAGUAUUAAGCCGUAGUGGACUGGUCAUCCGCACUGUUAGGCCUCAGACCUCAUCUACUCAAGCAUCAGGAGAUGCGGCUCCUUUUGAAGAAGGAUUGGGGGCAAAAUUACAACAGCAGCAACAAGGUACUGAUGGAGAGAAAACCACAGGGGCCACUGCCACCACUAAUGUGACUGUGGCUCGUCUGCCCCAAGAUGAGGGUCUUGGUGAACGUCUUAGUCACUACCUGAAGACUGCCCUUGCAAGCUCUACAAGUACCCAGAGUGUUGGAACUCAGACCUUGACAACAGCUGUGAAGCCCUCAGCAGGUCAGUUAGUGAAUCAAGUUGCCAUGAACCAUUUACGAAGUGGGGGCAAUGCAGCUCUCUCUCUAUCAGGAGGCAUCCCUGGAAUGAGUGGUCCUCCCAAUACCAUUUCAACAAGUCCAACACCUCCACAACAAGCAAAUAUACCUUCUCUUCCUUUGACUCCAACUAAUGCAGUCAGUUCUGAAACGUUGGAGCAGAUAAGGGAAUUUGAAUCUGUCUUUGAAAAAGUAUCAAAUAAAUCGGGAAAAGAGGGAGCUGAUGGAGAAGCAAGUGUGGACAGCUACACAAGUACUCCUAUGUCCUCUGAGGAGUCAAUGAUUGCUGCACAGCUUUUGAGUAUGGCUAAUGAUAAUCCUGCAGUCACAACAUCUUCAAGUUAUGUAUAUUCUGUUCCCACAACUGUCUAUGAUGCAAGUGGAACACGAUUAACUGAAGGAACAUACAUAACCAUUCCUAGUACUACUCAAGCAGGUACUCUCAUUUUAGUCAAUCACAGUGGUUCUGGCACAGGAUUAGUCACUGUUGCCAGUGGUGUACAGAACCAGCAGCAGCCUCCUCCUGCAGCUUCACCAGCUUUAUCUUCUACCUCGUCUCAUUCAUCUAUUGCAUCGUCACCAUCGUCUACUUCCAGUAAGACUAAAAAACCACCACCAAAGUCAAAAACUGUCCCUCCAGCUACUCCGCCUGUAGUGGCCAAGCCCAAAACUCCACCACCUCCAAAAGCUCCAGCUCCUAAACCAACUGUGGCCAAACCUCAAUUGGAAGAAAGUGAUGAAACCAAAGCUCGUAUUCAGGCUAUCCUGGAGCAGUACAAGCAAGAUUUGGCCAAUACUCCACAGCCUCAACCAGCCCCUAGAAACAGAAAAAACUGCCCACCUCCAAAAAAUGAAGGAAAAACAUCCACCAAAAAAAAGAGUCCAGUUAAGAAGGUUGAAGGGGGUGCAGGGAAUAGUCCAGCAGUCUCAGAAGGCUCCAUAGUUGGGUGCCCCUCCCCAAGUCCUUCACCAGGUCCUGCUAAUGAUAACUCAGUUGGUCCCUCAAGUAGUGCUACUGGUGGCCAGCCAGUUCAGUUCUCCUCUCAAGUUGUGUCUAGUCAAGGUAGCACUACUCCUGGAAACCACAGUGUUCCUGAUGAGAAGAUAAAGGCUGAAGGUAGCCCUGAAGUUGUUGUUUCAGCUCCACAAAUACUCCAGGGAGUAAUGGUGUCAAAUGUAAAGGUUGAAGGAAGUAAUUUAUCAAGUAACUCAACAAACCUUGCACAAGGCAUUGCAGGAGGUAGAUUUGUCCAGCUUAUUCGACAUUGUGGAAAAGUAACAACAAUCACAACUCGUCAACCUAUAAAUAAAGCAAAAUCUGCCAAUCAAGGAGGCCCUCCUCCUAAUGUCACAAUACAGGGACGAAUCAGUAUGAAUGAUCUCAUGGAAAGUCAUAUUGCAUCUCUGUUAACUGGAGGAGGUUCAGCUCUGACACAGACUCCAUCUGUUGUCAGUAAGAUUGUUCAGCAGCAGCAGCUGGCUAGUCACCAAGGAGUUCAACAAGUAGUGGUGCAAACAUCAGGAGGACAGCAAGUAUUACAACAGGUAGCAGUUCAACAGCUUCCCACUUCACCAGUCAAACAACAACAGCAAAAACCUCAACAGAAAAGCAGUGUAAUUCAACAACUCUGCAUUGCGAGUAAGGAAGAACUGUCGGGUGCAAGUUCACAGACUUCUCAAAUACCAGUCAGUAUGGCAUCCUUGCCAAAUACUCUUCCCAAUAAUAUGGUCACUAUUGCAAACACCAGUGUUCUAAGUGCACCAGCUGUUUCUAAAAUAUCCACAAAUUCAAGUCCAUCACCACCUACAAACACAUCAGGCAUCCCUUCACCAUCACUGUCCACAGCAAAUAGUACUAGCAUUGUUACCACAAGUGGCCCUAUUAAACUUCCUUCCCUCUCUUCCAUCCCAAACUCUCCACUCACUCCACAAGUAAAUGCUGUAACAUCACCUCCAACUCCACAACCUGUAUCAGCCUCUCCCCAUACUCCCUCUCCUGCAACAGAACCAUCUCCUACCCCGUCAUCUUUUCAAAUGGGAGAAGAGAGCAAUAGUAGUGAACAGAGUGUUGGUGAGGGACUUGCUGGACCACUGCCUCCAUUUCUAACCUUAAAAUCAUUCAUUAUGAGAAGUCCACAGCAGCCUUCACCACAAACUCAGCAAACACAAACACAAAAAAUUCAGCCAGAACAAAAAAUAUCAGAUAAGUGCUUCACUUCAGGAACAGGAAUACAGCAAGUUGCUAACAGUUCAGGAGCUGCUCAAGAAACAGCUACAGCAUCUCCUUCAGUAGCACACAACAAAACUCCCCAAAGAGGAAAUCAGUCACAUGUCCAGUUGCAAAUUUCACAACCUCCCAGAAAACCAACCACAGUAAUUCGGUCUGGAGGAGGGAAUCCUGGAAGAAGGUUAAUUGUCGGAGCUGUGGAUGCAAAUGGAAGAACAGUAGCACCUGGCACAGCAGGUUCACUUGUCAGUGGCACAGGAGAAGCAGGAAUUACCACAUCAUCCAUGUCUAGCUCCAGUCAUGAGGGAUUGCAAGCCAAUGCACAGUCUCGCAUACGCCUGGCAACAAGACCCCAAGACAUGCGGAGUAAUUCAAUUGACUCCUUAAAGAGUGAUCUUAGUGUUGAAGAGGUUCAGAUUCCACCAAGUCCAGCAACAUUAACAAAACAGAUUCAGAGUGCAUACAUGACUGAAGCAGCACUGUCUCCCUCAGUCUCACAGUCACAGCACUCAGGAUCCUCCUACUCUUCCCCAAGCACAACACAUGACUUACCAUUCACUGAACCUCCUGCUACCUCAGAUGAUUCUUCAGGUGGUGGUUUGACACAGCCUGGCCACUCCUCAGCACCACCUGCUCCUGGCCUCUCUGUGACAGGGAUCUCUCCUGAAGGUGACACUCAAAUGGGAGCAUUGACCUCACCAUCUGGAGAUGUAUACCUUCAUCAGUCUGGUACUGGAUUAGGGCUGGAGAGCUUGGAAGCAGGGACACUGCCCCUAGUUUCUGGUAUGGAAGUUAGGACACAUUCUCCAGCCUUGAGUGAUUUGGUGUCCUCAGGACCUCUCCUUACAUGGUCACCUAGAUCUGCAGAUUCCAUGAUGGCACAGUCUCCUUCUUUAAAUGAUGCCCUCACAGCAAACAUUCCUCUUGAUGUUAAUCACAGUGAAGAUUCUCUUUGUGACUCGUCCACUGGUUUCCCUGGACUCUUCUCAAUUGAAGGAGAUGGUGUCAGUGUGUCUUCAAGCACAAGUGAAGACACUGGAAACAACACAGUUAGUGUUUCAAACAAUCAGCAACACACUUUACAACCAGAUCUAGAGUCACAGGAACAAAUAGAGGUGACAAUAGAUCUGCAUCCCCGAGAAAGUGAACAAGACCACACCAUCACCUCUACAAGGUCACCAACUCAAUUAGAACUGCCUGUGGCCACCCUUCGUGGAAUAACUACCCAUAACAUACCAUCAUCAGGAAGCAUCAUUAUAAACCAUGGGUCACAGGAGACACCUUGGAGAUUUGACAACACCAUUGUUUCACAGGCUAAAAGUGUCAUUAAUCAGCCAUCAGAACCAACUAAUGGGCAUCAUAAUGAUAAGCAGUCUGCAGAUCGAGAGGAAACUGCAGGUCCAUCAAACAAUGUUCAAGGUAAACAGAAUGAUGGAGUUCAAGCAUCAUACCAAAAAGGCAAACAGAAAAGAGGAAACAACACAGAAUUGAAUGAACAAGAAGUUGAGGAUGUCAGAAUUGUGGCUGAAGUUGUUGCAAUGAAGGGAAUGGAAAAAACAAGGAAACAAAGCAAAUCUGAUGGAAAGAUCGAUGGUGAAGUGAAGAAAUCUCAAGAAGGGAACAGUAGAAAACGUAGUCAGUAUUCGGCUUGCCCCCCUGACAAAAGAAAACUAAGUGUAAUAAAUGAAAAUGAAGUAAAGACAGAAGAAAUACCAACCAAGAAUGGACAUGAAGAUGAUCCUGCACAUUCUAAUAUUAAAAUUGGAAACAGCAGUGUUGGUAGAAACAAGCGUAGAAGCUCUCAACGUGCUAUAGCAGCUUCUAGUAAUGCAGUUUCUCCAACUUCAUUGAAUCGAACUCGUACAAAGUCUUUGAAAAGUGAAGCCAAUAUUAAACAAGAGCAUGGAUCUGGAUUAUUAGGUAUUGACAUCAAAGAUGAAAAACUUAUAAAACUAGAAAAGAUCAUAAAGGAACACAGUGAUGGUGGAAUCGGAAGAACUAGGGGGGCAAAGAAGCGCACAGAAACAGACAGCAUUGGGGAAAUGAAGGAGGAAGAGAGUCAAGGGGAGCAAAAGAUAGGUGGAGAAAUUAAGCAAAGUGAGGAUACCACUGACAUGAAGUUUAGUGAAGGGGAGUGUGGUGAGGAGAUGAGGCGUGGUGGCAGAGGUGCACGGGCUGCUAAACGAGGUGAUGGCUAUGUUUUGAUGGAAGAGGAAGUGCAAAACCAUUUGGAUGAGGAUUCUGCAGUACCACGGGGGAACCGUGGCCGCCACAUCAGUGGCACCUCGGAUACCAGCAGCAAUUAUAGUGUUGAGUGUGCCGUCGCUCCAGCAGCUCUUGACACCCCUAGCAUCAGUGGGGGACGGAGACGGCGGCGGCACAGCAGAGAGAGCAGUGCCAGCAGCAGGGAUGGCAGUCCACUCACAAUACACUCUCAUGAAUUUCCCCCUAGUGGUGUUAAUACUAGACGCUCAUCCUCACGGGACCAUGCCAAGAAAAAGAAAUGCUCAUGUUGUGUGGGAGGGGAACAAAGGAAAAGCACCUCUGGCAGUGGAAGGAGAGUGUCCACUAGAGCUGCCAGAGGCUCCAGCAGUGGUUCUUUGCAGUGAACAAAACAAUUUGUGUUUCUUGCAGUGUAGGACUUUGCUAGAAUCCUCAUGUAUGUGUAUGUAAAAGUUCCAUCUUUAGUGACUGUACAAGAAAUACUGGUGAUUGAGGAGAGAUUCAUCCAUACUAGCAAUAGGACUGCAGUAGAUAAUAAGCAGCUAUAUCCCAUUCUGUGAUUCAUUUAUGUAGAGGACACUUAAUGGCUCACCUGUGGUAUUUUUGAGCUAAAUAUCUUCUCCCAAGACAAAAGGAUGUGGCUUCUGUAGUUUUGAUGAUAUUGUUGAUCUUUAUGAAUGAUAGUGCUUUGAAACAACAGUCUUCAUCUCUUUCCACAGAAUAAGCAUUAAGUGUUAAAAGUUUAACGUUCCUUUUCAUAUUUCAAAAUAUUUUUAUACUCUGAAAAACUUGCUCACUUGUGUGAGCUCUUGCAGCACAAUUUUUUUUAAUGGGAUAUUAGUGCCAUACAUUUCCAAUUUAAAUUGAGUAGACUGCAGACCACUGAUUUAAAAAAAAAAAUCUCUGUGGUCAAUGGCUUGGCUUGAUGCACAUCUUUGUAUCAUGUCAGACCAGUAAGGUCACAAUGAUCAUUUGUACCUGAGUGCUUUUAAACUGGUGUUAGUCCAAGUCUUUUAGACAAAUCCAAGUGUGAUGCAGUGUUUCCCUCCUGUCUGUCAGUGAAUUGACUUCCACUACUUUACAAUUCUGAAUCAAAGAACUUAUCUCUUUUCUCAAGAAUAUAUAUUGCUUUUAUUUCACAAUUCACGACUAUAUAUAGCUUUGUAUAUAUAUAUAUAUAUAUAUAUAUAUAUAUAUAUAUAUAUAUAUAUAUAUAUAUAUAUAUAUAUAUAUAUGUAUAUAUCACAGCUUGAAAGUUUUUAAUUUAAAAUUUCCUAUUAGUCUUUUUUAUAUUUUCAUUACCUUUCCUACAUAAUUUAAUUUCCGUAUAAUUUACCCAUAUGGAAAUUAUAGUUUCCAAAUCAGGAUUUAUUCCUCUCAAGAGUUCGCGGCUCAUCCAAUUUGGCACCUUGUUGGGUCACACAGAUUGAUACGCUUUUGGUGGACGUUGUCUGGUUCUUAACGCCUGUCUUGCGCAAACUGUAAAUACUUUCUCAUUAGUGAUUUUGCUAUAUCUAAAUUUAUAUCAUAAUUUUUUGAGACCCUCCUUAGUGGGUUAUGUUAUGAUUUGUAAAGAUAGAGAAGUGGUGUUCUUUAACUCUUAAAAUCAAUAGGGUAGUAUUACUUCCUUGAUGGAUCAAAAGCUAUGUUGAGAAAAAGUGAUGUGGCUCCUCAGUGAUAGUCCUUUACUCAGUAACUGAUGGCCAGUGGAGGAGGAACCAGUGUGCUGUCCAUACCAGUACUCUCAUAGAAUUAUUAGUAUUUCUACCAAAGGGAAUAUGUCGCAUAUAUAAGUAAAAUCUAUAGUAAAGCUAUAUGUUCUCUUUGUGAUACAUUCCCAGUCUGCAGUACUUUUCUUUUCUUUUUUCUUUUCAUGCAUAGGAAGUUCAUGAAGUGUGGAUCCAUUAGAUGUGUUCAUUAUGGAUGUGGGUCUGUUACAACAUGGGAACUAUAAGAAUGUUCAUGCUGUGUAUCCUUAUCUUGUAGCUCUCAUAGGAUUGAUAUGCCAGACUUAAGACUAAUGUGUCUGCCAACACUAAAGUUCUAAGAAUCAGUAGGAACAGAGCAGUCAUAUCAGCACAGAGCAUCAUAGUCCAGCAUCUUGUCUUGUUCUGGCUGAAUGGAGCUGUAAAAAUGAAGACAAAAUGAGUUGUGAUCCAAUAACCAUACUAUAACCACAGAAACAUGGAACUGAAGUGUACCAGGAAAUUAUGUAAGAGACAGACCCACUCCUAUAUACAUAAAGUAGCUUAUCACUGUAGUGUUUGUAUUCCCAAGUUUGGGAAAAUAUGCUUGACCAUCAUUAUCUUUGAUGGUGAUGGUAUUUAAUUGUCCUUGCUCUAAGAGAAGUAGCAAUGUUAAUGCAGAAUAUUUGCUUUCUUACUUUCUAGGGAGAUCUCUGAUUUACAUGCCUAAAACCAUUUCAUUACCAGGAAAGGCACUUGAAAUUCACUAUUCAUGACAAUUCUGAGUUGAAUAGGGCAAGUAGUUUGAAUUGUAUUUCAUAUUGAAAACAUUUCUUUUUAACAUUGGCAACAAUGCAACAUGAGUAUUGAAUGUUUUAUAUGUUUGUAAUUAACAACAGGAAUUGCCAAGUAUUUUACAUUUUGCAGCUGAAGAGUCAUGUACAAUCACUUUUUUUUUCUUUUUUACUCAGAAUGCUGUUAAUUAUUCCUUUGUAAUUAGCUUGAGGGCAUCCACAUCUUAAGACUACAGUGACUAUAGAAAUAUAAACUAUUUUACUUAGAUGUAUAUAAAAGUGUGAAGGUUUCAUAAUCAGCCCUUGUACUGUUAGCAUGUAAAAUUGGCUUAGAAACUGACUUGAGUACUUGUUUUUUUGCUUGUAGAAGGCUAACUCUUGCGUGUGUUAAUUUUAAUAUAUCAAGUGAUGCUUACCAGUUAUGUAAUGAUUGUGUUUAUAAGAGUUUUUUUUUUUAUUAUUUAUACUGUAAAUAGCUUGCCAAAGCUCUCCACAUGUACACUAUUCUCCUGUUCCAGCUAGGAGGAACCUACUCUAGGCUUUCUCCAUUCCUAGUUAAGUGUAAGUUUUCUUGAUAAAAUGUUAAUACCACUCUGUUUGUAAAUGGUAUUGUGUACAAAAUGUUCAUUCUUUUUGUAUUUGUGUAAUGUAUGUACAAAACGCAUAAAUCCUUUCAUUUUUGCAGUAA